Messenger RNA from Mus pahari (shrew mouse), 2092 nucleotides. RefSeq names its product raftlin family member 2 (gene Rftn2). The transcript is spliced from 9 exons. The record is from RefSeq and is a predicted model, not a curated record. The coding region runs from base 527 to 2029 and encodes 500 amino acids. NCBI's taxonomy places the organism in Eukaryota, Metazoa, Chordata, Mammalia, Rodentia, Muridae.
UAGAAGCAGCGAAGAGCUUCAGCGCAGGACUAACCAGAGAAAACAGAAAGAACCUCAUCACUUUGACUGACUUUAUCUUCUAUCCGCAGAUAAUCACACCAGAGUUGCACUUUUGUCUUUAAUUCCGUUUCUGGACACAUCUUUUCCAUUCAGCCAACUGGGUGAGACAAAGCUCGUCGGUGCCCUGAGCCACAGAACUCUGGUAGGGGGCUGGCUGGCUGUAAAUUGACGUGGCAUGGAAAUUCUCCACUAAGUUGCAGCAGCUUACGAGCUCCUCAAAGAUCGAGCCCAGCGUCCCGGAGCUGGAGCGAAGGCUCAGUAACAGGAACGUUAAAGAAGAAUGGAUAAAAGUCCCCAGUUCCUCGCCUUGGACCCGCCGCUUUCUUUCUGGCUAUCUGUCAUUUCGCUGAAAACCAAAUCAAAGCAGUUAAGUCUGUAACUUUGUUUUCGCAGUUUAAACAGCAAAAUUGACUGCUCUUGCCCCUCCGGCUCUUCCCUGCAGUCUUAACUCCUUGCAGACUUUGCCAUGGGGUGCGGACUUAGGAAGCUGGAAGACCCUGAUGAAAGCAGCCCUGGAAAAAUAUUUUCUACCCUGAAGAGACCGCAAGUGGAAACAAAGACAGAAUUUGCUUAUGAAUAUGCACUGCUGGAUUUUACUUUACAAGCUUCAACAAAUCCAGACGUCAUCAAGAUAAAUUCAGUCCUGGAUAUAGUUGCCAAAGUAGAAGACUAUUAUCUUAAGGGCUAUGUUGUUGGGGCCAUUCACCCAGUUAUACAACCUGUGGGGCAGCGGAAGCACAUUCCAGCAAGUUACCUGUACAGAGCGGUGCUGUCCCGGCUGAAGCUAAGCCCCAAGCAUUCGGCAGCAGGCAGGCAAAGGCGCGCAAGGCUUGUGAUGGAGGAGUGUCCACUAACUUGUGAGACACAAGCGAACGACGCUGCGAAGGAACUCACGGACAAGAUUAAUGCCGCUGCUAGAAAAGGGAUGAAGUUUGUUGGGCUUGUCUCCCAGUGCUGCUUGCCAUCUAUGCACUGUAAUGGAGCCAGCCAUGAUGGAGUUGCAGAGUCGGGGCUACACGUGAGACAAGGUUCACAAGACAACUGCAAAGGCUGGAACGAAGGAGCCCUGGGUGGACACUUGUCGGAAAGUGGAGUGGAGGAGGAACCGCAGCAUGAAAGUGGACAGCAUCAGACAGAGAGGAACAGCAGCCCCAGCUACGCCAACCCAAAGCAGGGAGAAGCCCCAGAUAGUAAGCUGUACAUGGUCUUCAAUGCUUUUGAGGAGGAUGCGGCCAGCUGGGUCUAUCAGGAAGGAGUCCUGUCCAUGAAAGUGACUCGGAAGGGAGCUGUCAUCAGCGCGCUGGAUGCCAACUGGCUAGAACUAACUACAUUUUACUAUAAGCAAGGCUUCUCUUUAAUCGACUCUUUUGUGUGCUGGGAGACACCUAAAGGAGACCAGUUACCUAAAUCUUUGGAAGGCUUUUUUAUCUAUGAAGAAGAAGGACCUGGAGUCCCAGGUUCUAACAGGAGAGGAAACGAUGCCAUUGUGGUAGAACAGUGGACAGUCAUUGAGGGCUGUGAAAUCAAAACCGAUUACGGCCCCCUGCUGCACACCCUGGCUGAGUUUGGAUGGCUUCUGACAAGCGUGUUGCCUACCCCUAUAUUGAGACACGACAGUGAAGGGAAUUUGGCUACCAAGCAAGUCGUAUUUCUCCAAAGGCCAGUUACGUGGAAUUCAGCGGCUCAGACCCCAGAAAGGAAAGGUAGCCGUCUGCUGAGGGGUGAAGACAGAAACAAGGUCGGCAGCAGGAGCCAAGGCCUGGACGCAAACGAGUCCCAAGUCGCAGGAGGCCGAGCCCCUCUUGAGGAGGGCUCCCUCUCUCCGUCCAGAGAGUGCUGGACCAAGGAAGAGCAGCCCACACAGAGCGACAGCUUCUCCGGGUUCAGUAGCAGCGACAGUGUCCUCCGGGAACUUGAUGAUGGACAGUUUGACCAGGAAGAGGGCGUGACACAGGUCACUUGCAUGUGAGUUGCCAGGUGACCCCAUAGGAGGCCUUGUAAAUAGUUAUUAAAUGACUGCCAUCUGACUUUA